Molecule: messenger RNA, 606 nt
Organism: Linum trigynum
Lineage: Eukaryota; Viridiplantae; Streptophyta; Magnoliopsida; Malpighiales; Linaceae
Source: the annotation of a GenBank genome assembly
AUGUGCCAAGCAAGUUUGAUCAAGUCCCCAGCUUCAAGCUGCAGCCUUCCUGGUCUCAGAACCACAACAGACCAAAUCUCGGUGAAAUCCAGACAGCAAAACAUCUGCAUCUACAGCUUCAGUGCCUUGAGCUACAAGCCAACCAAAAUUAACCAAACCCUUUGCAGCAAUUUGGAAGAAGAGUCUCUUCCUAGUCCUUUCAACUCUUCAAAGUUCUUCUUCCCUUUCUUCCCACCAUAUAAAUUUCCUUUCCCUUUCCCUCCUCUGCCUCAGCUCCCUCCACUGCCACCAUUCCCUUUCCCUCCAUUGCCCUUUCAGCCGCAGCCGCCUUCUCUGCCAUUUCCUUUCCCACCUUUGCCUCCUCUGCCUCAACUCCCUCCACUGCCAUCAUUCCCUUUCCCACCAUUCCCACCAGUGCCUUCUCUAUUUCAGCCACCUCCACCUCCUGCUUUCAAUCUAGGGGAUCCAAGAACUUGGGUUCCAAGCUUCCCUCCAUUUACACCUACUCCUGCUUCUUUCCCUCCACCGCCACCAGCUUUCAGUCUGGGGGAUCCAAGAACAUGGAUUCCAAGCUUUCCUCCAUCACCUCCUACUGCUCCACCAUAA